AUGACAUCCAUGACACGACACGACACGACAUGGGCUCUUAACAUCAUCAGGCGGCAGCCCGGUCACCUCCCUUUGGGUGCUAGCCCGAGCUCUCCUUACUCGACACUCUCGAUCUCAACGGCUACAGACGAGGCGCUGGGAAAGCUCGUCUCAGCUCGUAUUUUGAUGGCCGUUCGGCCACGAGGCGCCAUGCGUCUGGCGGUGCUGCAAUCGGGCCUUGCCGCCUUGCUCUUCGGAGUCAGCGCCUACGCCGAAUCGUUCACGCCGAAGCACGAACUGGGCCGGUGUGCCUUUCGCGGCCAGUGCGGCAAGCAGAGCCUCUUUGGCAAGGAGCUGCCGUGUGUCGACAAUGGCCUCGCGCACGACCCGGACGACGAUCUUCGAAAGGAGCUGGUUGAGCUCUGCGGCGCCGAAUGGGGCGAGGGGCCGGUCUGCUGUAACAUGGAACAGGUCCAAGCUUUGAAAAGCGAAAUGGGCACUCCGAGAACCCUCAUCGGGUCUUGCCCGGCCUGCAAGGAAAACUUCUUCAACCUGUUUUGCAAGUUUACGUGCUCCCCCGAUCAAUCGACCUUUAUCAACGUCACCGAUGCCGCGAAAAAGAGUGGGAAGCUGCUCGUCACUGAGCUCGACCAGCUGGUCUCUGAAGAAUAUGGCUCCGGGCUCUACGACAGCUGCAAAGAGGUCAAGUUUGGAGGCGCCAACAGUAGGGCCAUGGACUUGAUUGGUGGAGGAGCCGGUGAUUAUCACAGCAUGCUCAAGUUCCUGGGCGACAAGAAGCCAUUCGUUGGCUCCCCCUUCCAAAUCAACUUUCCUGAAAAUUACGACCAGCCUGGCAUGGAGCCGAAGCAGAUGAAGCCCAAGAAAUGCAACGACGAGGACCCGGCCUAUCGAUGUGUAUGUGUCGACUGCCCCGAGGUAUGCCCUACCUUGCCGGAUGUCAACGAGGCUGGAUCCUGCAAAGUGGGAAAGCUACCCUGUCUUUCUUUCGCGUCCAUCCUUACGUAUGGCGUCCUGCUGCUUGCUCUCUUCACUGCCGUCUUUGGUCACAUCUUUUGGUUCAAAUAUCUCAAGCGCCGCGUCGAAAGGUCUCGUCUACUGCACGACUCCUCCCACAGCGAUGAUGAGGAUGAGGGCGGGCCUAUUCUUCCUGAUGCUAUGCGAGAUCAGCCUACAAAGCGGUAUUGGCUCAACGACAAGUGCGACAAGGCAUUUCGUAACCUGGGAGACACGGCCGCGCGGUUUCCAGGCCUCACCAUAGGUAUCAGCUUGCUCGUCGUUGGCAUCCUCAGUGCUGGCUGGUUCCGGUUCGAUAUCGAGCAAGACCCUGCUCGUCUCUGGGUCAGUCCAUCUUCGGCCGCUGCGCAAGAAAAGGAAUACUUUGACUCCAACUUUGGCCCCUUUUUCCGAGCCGAAAAGAUUUUCCUGGUCAACGACACCGAGACUUCUGGCCCUAGCCCCGUUCUCAGCUAUGAGACUUUGCAGUGGUGGACAGAAGUUGAAAAGAGUGUUGAAAAACUCAAGGGUUCUACCCAUGGAAGCUCGCUUAGUGAUGUUUGUUUCAAGCCUACUGGUGAUGCUUGUGUCAUACAGUCUGUUACGCAAUACUGGUACUCAAAGGGAGGAGAUAUCGACCCCAACUACUGGAAGGAAGACUUGCGCAGCUGCGCGAUAUCUCCCGUAGACUGUCGACCUGCGUUUGGACAGCCCAUUGAACCAACCAUGAUCUUGGGCGGCUACGGCCACGAUGUCGCUGAAUCUCAAGCCAUGACCGUCACAUGGGUGGUCAACAACGCCCCCGAGAAUUCUGAUACCCUGGCUCGUGCCAUUGAUUGGGAGAAUGCACUCCGUGAUCGACUCCUUCAAGCUCAAGAAGAGGCCAAGAGCCGUGGUCUUCGAUUGUCCUUUACCACCGAGAUUAGUCUUGAACAGGAACUCAACAAGUCUACCAACACGGAUGCCAAGAUUGUCGUCAUCAGCUACAUUGUCAUGUUCAUCUAUGCCUGCCUGGCACUGGGCACACCCCUGAAGCACCUCUUUGGAAACCCAGCGCUGCUGCUUGUCGAGUCAAAAGUCACUCUGGGUCUCGCCGGCAUCAUCAUUGUUCUCAUGUCCAUUUCUGCGUCCAUUGGCUUCUUCUCCUGGGUUGGUCUGAAAGCCACGCUCAUCAUUGUCGAAGUCAUUCCGUUCAUCGUAUUGGCUGUGGGCGUCGACAACAUCUUCCUUAUUGUCCACGAGCUCGAAAGAGUCAACAUUAAUUUCCCAGACCAGAUGGUGGAGGAGAGAGUCGCCCGGGCCUUGGGCCGCAUGGGACCUUCCAUCUUGUUUUCGGCCCUGACUGAGACGUUUGCGUUUGCCCUUGGAUCUGCGGUGGGCAUGCCUGCUGUCCGAAACUUUGCUGCUUAUGCCGCUGGUGCGGUUCUCAUCAAUGCAGUUCUUCAGAUGACCAUGUUUGUGUCCUUCUUGGCCUUGAAUCAAAUGCGGGUGGAAGAUCAUCGUUGCGAAUUCUGGCCGUGGUGGCAGAUUAAGAAAGCUAGAAUCACUCUUAAUGGCAGCAAUGGCUAUACUCCAGCAACCGGAAGAGUGUCUGAUGCCGAUGAGGAGAGCUACUUGCAAAUCUUCAUCAGGAACACUUAUGCGCCUUUCCUCUUGCGAAGGCAAACCAAGGUCGGUGUCGUAGCCGUCUUCCUUGGUCUUUUGUCAGCUGCCAUCGCCUUGCUACCAGGCAUCCAGCUUGGACUGGAUCAGCGUGUCGCCAUUCCAGACGGCUCCUACUUGAUCCCCUACUUCAACGACCUCUACGACUACCUGGAGACUGGCCCUCCGGUGUACUUUGUUACCCGCGGAGUGGAUGCGUCUCAACGCCCACAACAGCAAGCAAUCUGCUCAAGGUUUACCACCUGCGAGCCAUUCUCCCUGACAACCACUUUGGAGCUCGAGAGGCAGCGAUCUCACCUUUCAUACAUCAUGUCUCCAACGGCAAGUUGGGUCGAUGACUUCUUCCUCUGGCUGAAUCCCAUCUACGAGCAGUGCUGCAUUGAGCGUGGCUCAACCUGCUUUGCGGACCGCCAACCUGCCUGGAACACCUCUCUUCAUGGGAUGCCCGAGAAUGAUGAGUUUAUUCAUUAUCUCAAAAAGUUCCUUGCGGCAAAGACGGAUGACGUUUGCCCGCUGGGUGGCCAAGCGUCCUACGGAGAUGCAGUCAUUCUGGAUGAUGAGUCUGCGCACGUCAAAGCCACUCAUUUCAGAACCGCGCACACACGCCUUCGCAGCCAGGAAGACUUUAUCAAGGCCUACUCUUCUGCACGCCGCAUCGCCUCUGACAUCACGAAAGCUACUGGAGCGGACGUUUUCCCUUACAGCGUCUUCUACAUCUUUUUCGACCAGUAUCUCAGCAUCAUCCAGCUGACUGCCGGUCUUUUGGGUGCUGCUGUCGGUGCCAUUUUCAUCAUUGCGUCGCUCCUCUUGGGCUCCGUUCUCACAGCUGCCAUUGUGACGUUGACGGUUAUCAUGAGCGUCGUUGACAUUAUGGGUGCCAUGGUGCUGUUCAACGUCUCUUUGAAUGCCGUUUCUCUCGUGAAUCUCAUUAUUUGCGUCGGAAUCUCGGUUGAGUUCUGCGCGCACAUUGCCCGAGCCUUCAUGUUCCCCUCGCGAACCGUCAUGGAGAACAGCUUCAACGUCAACGGGCGAGAUGCUCGUGCUUGGACGGCGCUGGUCAACGUUGGCGGAUCGGUGUUUUCUGGUAUUACCGUUACGAAGCUAUUGGGCGUCAGCGUUCUUGCGUUUACGCGAUCCAAGAUUUUCGAAAUCUACUACUUCCGAGUGUGGUUGGCCCUGGUCGUCUUUGCUGCCCUUCACGCACUGGUGUUUUUGCCGGUUGCGCUGAGUCUUGGUGGAGGGGAAGGCUAUGUCGAUCCUGAGAGCGAGGGCACGGCUGCUCAAGAUUUGACUGAUAGACGAUGGCGAGCGAUUACAAUAAACGACAAUAGCGACUCUGAAGAUGACUAUUAG
This is a messenger RNA of Trichoderma aggressivum f. europaeum, 4008 nucleotides long. RefSeq lists its product as uncharacterized. Gene Ontology annotation, molecular function: sterol binding. Gene Ontology annotation, cellular component: membrane. Gene Ontology annotation, biological process: sterol transport. Lineage: Eukaryota; Fungi; Ascomycota; Sordariomycetes; Hypocreales; Hypocreaceae. Bases 1 to 4008 code for a protein of 1335 amino acids. The record is from RefSeq and is a predicted model, not a curated record. The transcript is spliced from 4 exons.